Arctia plantaginis is the source of this 4515-nucleotide messenger RNA. The record is from the annotation of a GenBank genome assembly. NCBI's taxonomy places the organism in Eukaryota, Metazoa, Arthropoda, Insecta, Lepidoptera, Erebidae.
AUGACGUCACCUGCUUCGGGCACCAUGUCUUAUGCCAUGGUAAACGAUGAAACGAGAUUAACGAAAAUGACAAUAAUGGCAGAGGGAAAGCACCUAGUCUUCUCUACCGACCCUGAAUCUGUUAAAGAUGAGUUUGCAUUCGACAACCCUGGAUUCAGGAAUGAGGAGCGACAUGCUUGGCAGCAUGAGGCACCUACUUUGCCGCUGACAGGCAAAGGUCAACCGGGACUGCAUGUGGAGUUUACUAAGCCUGAGCAGAGUAAAGAUGAUUCGCAUCUACAGAGAGCUCGAAUUCGGCGUGUGAAACUAUGGGCGCGAGACUUCACUGGUUUAGGCUUCAAGUGCGGUGGUGGCGCGAGAGAUGGCGUGAUUGUCCACUCCGUGCUCAGGAGUGGACCAGCUGCCGCUGCUAAAUUGCAGCCAGGUGACAAGAUAAAAAGCAUCAAGAUUGAAUUUACGGGUACCCCAUUAGAAGAUGCUGUGGGUAUUUUGUCUCUCGCGUCACCAUAUCCAGUGGAGCUAGAGCUGAUUGAGGGCGGCAGGGCUAGUGGGGCGGGGAGGGGAGUGCAGCAUCCCCUAUUGAAGCGGGCGAGUUCUACCAGCGAUGUUAACACGCUUGAGAAAGAAGCAAGGCUACUGCACCCGCCAAAAUCACCAAAUACAUCGCACUCCAACAAUUCCACCCUAGAGACAAAACAGUCUAAAACCGGUAUUAAAAAAAUGAUAUCAGAUAAAAUUAUCACAUCUACUACACUUGAAAGAACAAAGAAAGAGAAAAAAGAAGGCGUUACGACGUUAGAAAGAGAAAAUGAAAAAAAUAGUAAACUCGCUAACAAGUCUAGACAUUCUGAUGUUCCAUCUGGUAUUAAUAAACCGGAAAGAAACAAAAACAGACAUUCAACCGGCAGUGACAUACAGAUAAUUCAGCCAGAAAACGGAAUAGCAUCACAACAUAUUGAGCAAUCAGAAGUACAGAAACGUGAAUAUGACCCGAAAAGGGGGAUGAAAUUUGGCAUAAGAGUUCUUCCUCCAAACGUACCUGAUGAUGGAGUGUUAAAACAUAAAAGUGUUGAAAAUGGUUCAGUCACCACUAGUAUAAGCAAUGUUAUCGUAGAAAAAAAAUCUGUUGACGAAAUCGAUAAACCUGAACCUCAAAGGCCAGCGCCUACUGCCCAAAUCAAACAUGAGAACGAAACUGACCAGAAAAAACCUGUGGUUGCUAAAAGAAGAGAGAAGAUGGCUCCUCCGAUACCCAAUGCCCGCGUUAAGAACACUGACCCAGAAACUGGUAUUAGUCUGGAAACAUCAAGAGUUUCUGAAACAUCUAGACUAUGGGAAACAUCAAGAAAUUCCGAUACCUCUAUGAUGGCAUUUGCUAGAACCGAUUUAAAUUCAAGUGGAAUAAAGAGAGAUGAAAAUGGUAUUCCACAAGAACUACCACAGCAUAUGCUAGACGCGGCAAAAGCAGCGAGGUCGAAUAGAAAGAGUUCUUCUGAGUUUAUUUACGAUAAAGAAAGAUCUGAACAUAAGAAAGAGGAAGCUCCUAAACCUAAGAAAUCCAAAGGUAAGGCCCCUUCUCCUCCUGAUCACGAUAGGAAUAAAACAGACGACAGUAUACUCGAACAACUGAAGAAGGUAACAGAUUUCCUGAGCAAUGAGAAACAUCACUCAAGUUUGUUAAAUGAUGAUUCCACUGUAUCAAGCAGAUCGGGUGGUUCAGUUGUAACACAAAUCAAUACAUCAACGCCUAAAAUCAAUAAAACUAAGAGCACUUCACGUCUCGAGGAGUCUAUUAACUUCAGCCAAGACGAUAUUGACGACAUUGUGACAAAACCGUUCAAGAGAGAAAGUGAUUCACUUAAUAAUUUCUUUGAAGAUUCAAAAUCUAACAUGUCUUCAAACCAAGAUGUGCAUUCCGUGAGAUCUUUAAACAACAGCGAUAAAAGCGAUAAAGGAUCGACUACUAUCGAACUCAAUAAUAGUGACAUCACUAUACACAGCUCUCCAAUGAACGAGACAGUACACUCAGUGUCGGACAAUGCGUCUACUGUGGAUGAAAAUGAACGAAAAGCAGCUUCACUGGGCGAUCUAUCCAGAUUUGAGUUGAGGACUAAAUCGAACAUCCAGACUACGGGAACUUUAGAAAGGGCACAAAGUCUGGACAUAUCUGUUGAAGAUGCUGAAAUAGAGGAGACUACUAUGUCACCUAAAAAGAGGAAAGCGAUGUCAGUAGUUGAAACUUCUUUCUAUGAUGCGUCCGCCCAAGAUGUUUUACCAGAAAUGAUGGACGUUGAUAAAGGAGUCGUAACAAAACACAAGGAGCCUCGUCUGAGCCUAAAUAUUGCUAAAACAUCAGCAAUGGAAGGACUCAAUACUUUCCAGAGAAAUCGUCUCAAAAAGGCUUCUGAGUUUGGCAACUUAGAGGACGCCAUUGUGAAGGGAUCAAGCAGCUCUGUAGAAUCUGACAAAAAUGAAGAGCAUAGUCACACAAAGCCAAAAGAGUUUGAAUUAUACAAAGAAACGGAACACGAAACAUCUGAUCAUUUGGCCAGAAGAAUAGUUGAUGAAAAUAUGAAAGUGAACCUAAAACUUGUAUCUGAAUUUGCAAAAACUACUUCAGAUGGCAGUAACAUGAGUUCUUUGGACAGCACUCAUGAAUUGCCACCAGCAACUGAAAAACCCACUACUACACCAACAAAAUAUGAAGAAAAAAUAAGUAUGUCUUAUGACACAAAUAUCCCGGAUGAUCUUAAAAUGUCUCGUAACACGUACGCAAACAGCUUAGAGAGACCAAAAUCUGAUAUGAUGAAGAAGUUGCUUGCAAAAAAUCCUAUUUUGAAUGUACAUAUUGAUCAAAGUGGAGAUAAAGAAACACAAGAAAAUGUAGCCAGUACUAGUAAAGAUACUCCUCCGAUGACAGAUUCCUUAAAAUCAGCUAUGCAUCAACCUGAUAUCGUUAACUUUGAUCUGAAAACUAGUACUCCGAGUGAAAAAGUGCGAGAUUACGAUGACUUCGUUAGCAAUAUAAGAGUGGGGUCCAAUAAUAACAGUCUGAAAUACAACAAAAAGGUUGACAGUUUUUCAAGUUCAGAAUGGUCAGAACCCAAAGAUAAAACCAACAUAGUAACGAUUACGACUGAAAAGAUUCAACCAGUUGAAGAAAAGCGAAAAUCUUAUACAAAGUCAAUCGAAAUCGGUGAACCCACUAUAAGAAUGAUGCCACCCGAUGUUCUUGAAGGAAUCAGAAGGAGACAUGAUGAAAAGGAAAACAGGACACUUUAUAUGGAACCCGCGAAUAUGUCAAUUACUAUGACGCAGGAACCAGUACAGAAAACUGUAACAGUCAACGUCGCGGAAGAUACAUUUGGAAACAAAGUAAUCACUCAAAACGUUGAAAAAAUAUCAACUAAGUACAUCACAAAUAAAACUGAAGUACCUUUACAAGUGGAACAAAUAAGCUUCGGUAUCAUGAGAGGAGGACAGGUAGAUGAGAUGAAACUGGAAGAAGGUGAAGUCAAGGACAUUGAUAGCAGAAUUUUAGAUGAAAUCAAACGGAAGAAUCCCCAUAUGCAUUUCACGUCUGACGAACCCGCUUUCACUAGAACAGAAACUAUUAUAUUAAAUACAACAGAAAUGGAUGAGGAGCAAGCUAAAGCCUUAAUGGAGAAACUUAAAAAUGAUCCAGAUUUCAUGUCUCAGAAAAGUCCAGAAGAAUUAUCAAAAAUGGGAAUAAGAAUAGUUCAGGAUUUAGAAGACGUACAAACUACUAGUCGAGAUGCUGUUGAGGUUACUAAAACAAGAUAUACAAUUAAUCCCUCAGGAAUUACUGGCAUAGAAAAAGAAUGUAAAGAUUUUGAUAAUAAAAGAGAUCACAUCACUGAAAUACAAGUCGUAACUCCGCGCACAGAGAAAACCCAGAAACUGAAAGAAAGUAAAGAUAAAAUCUCCACUAGACAGAGGGUACCACCAUAUACAGAACCGCCCUUAACGUACGAACUAGACAUUGAGUUGCUUAAUGAUUUUAUUCAUAAUGAAAGACAUUUUUCCGCAAAACAGCAAGCGGACGCCAAACGAACAAAAAAUGUAUCGAACGAACCAAAGAAACGCCAUUCAGAUUUCGAUCUGCCUAGAAACAGUCAUAUUAAAUUCCGAACAGCUACAUACGAAUCUCCAAAGGGAACAAUAGUCACGAGCACUGAUUUAGAAAACCGUAGACUAUCUCAGUUAGAUCAAAUGCAACUGCGGUCAACGGAACACUUAGUGUCGAGCUCAAAACCGACUAUUUCUGCAAAACCAAGUAAUAUACCGGUAAAGGCAGAGAAGAUAAAGCAGGUUGCUGGUGUUUCGUCGAAAAUACCGGUUUUUAAUACUCAAAAAUCUUUGAGUCAGGAGAAUUUAACUGAAACUAAAUUUACAUUACCUCGGUCGCCUCCACCGACAUUUAGUAGCUCUGGUAAUAUUUCGAUUACGUCCAUAAAAAGCAGCUCUAGAAGUCCUAGUGGCGGGAAAUUGUAA